Messenger RNA from Branchiostoma floridae (Florida lancelet), 1392 nucleotides. Its product is annotated as transient receptor potential cation channel subfamily M member-like 2. The transcript is spliced from 12 exons. The record is from RefSeq and is a predicted model, not a curated record. The coding region runs from base 1 to 1392 and encodes 463 amino acids. Gene Ontology annotation, biological process: calcium ion transmembrane transport. Lineage: Eukaryota; Metazoa; Chordata; Leptocardii; Amphioxiformes; Branchiostomatidae. Gene Ontology annotation, molecular function: ligand-gated calcium channel activity.
AUGAAUAUCGUGCCGAUCAAUCGACCACCCAGUCAAGAGAAACUGUGCAACUUCGUAAGGGACAACGAGUGGAAGGGACUUAUCGACGGGUCGUUUGGGAAGAUAAAAUUUCACGAUUUCGGCGGCUACUCUGAGUUGUCACCGUACAUCCGCGUUAGACCGGAUGUGACGCCGGAGGUAUUAUGGGAGCUGAUGACCACGUAUUGGGAUCUGAAGCCGCCCAACCUCAUUAUCUCCGUCACCGGUGGCGCCAAGAAGUUCUUCUUUGAGAAAAAUCUAGAGAACAUCUUCAAGAUCGGUCUGGUCAAGGCUUCCCAAAACACAGGUACAUGGAUUAUCACUGGAGGUAUGAACGAGGGAGUGAUGAAGUACGCGGGAGAGACGAUCAACAUCUUACGCGGCAACCAGCAGAAAAUGUGCGGCAUCGGCAUCGGCAUCGCCACGUGGGGAGCCGUGGACAACCGAUUUAGUCUGGUUGGCAAGCCGGGCUCGGGCAAGUUUCCGGCGAAAUACCAUGCCAAGGCGCUGCAGCACGGCCGGAACAUGGCGACGCUGGACCCGAACCACACUCACUUCAUCCUGGUGGACGACGAAACGACGAGAAAGUCCAGCGGCGCCGACAUCAAGGUACGGAGGCGCCUGGAGGAACACAUCUUGAAUCAUAUAGUGCGAAAAGGCGAGAAAGAUAUGGAAACCCGGGUCGUGCUACUUGUUGUGGAGGGGGGUCCGAAGACCUUACAGAACACGAAAGAAGCCAUUUUGAAGAAUAUUCCGGCCGUGAUCGUCGGCGGUAGCGGGCGGGCCGCAGACCUUAUUGCUUACGGCUUCGAGCGCAAGAAUGGCAAUAAGCCCUUGACGAUGGCGGAGGUGGGUAGUCAGCUGAUGUUGACGUUUGGAUUGAAGGAAGAGUCGGAUGGGACUUAUCCACGAAAAGCGCACAAGAUGCUGAAACAGCUAAACGACAUCAUACAGCAUCCAACUCUUGUAACAAUUUUCAAAUUAAAGAAUGCGAACACCAUGGACAUCGACAGUGCUCUUCUCCGUGCACUAGUGAGAGCCAAGACGUCAAAACUAGAAUCUCAGUUGCAGUUGGCGAUGGCAUUUAACCGGAGCGAUAUCGCCCGUGAGGAAAUCUUCACCGCGGAAAAUCGGACAAAAUGGGAGCGAAUCGACAUGGUAUCAGUGAUGGAGCAGGCCCUGAAGCUGGAUAAGGCGGAAUUCGUAGAACUGUCGCUCGACUGCGGCGUGAAACUACACAAGUUCCUAACCAAACGAAGACUUAGAGACCUGUAUGUGAAUGCGGAACUGGUGCAAGAGCUGUUGGGCAUUGAUAGUCGAGAUCCUUCGCUGGUGAGCAAGGUCAUAUGUGAUAAGCUGCUGGUUUCCAAAUGA